AGAAACAAUCGUUGUUGUGUACUACUUUCGACAUAGGGAAUUAGGAACCAUUCCAACACAGUCAAUCCCAAAUACAAUCAAUCCCUCUCCAUCCCAGAUCUCUCUUUUUCUCUCUCCUAGUCUCUCUCUCUCUCUGUGUCUCUCUUUGUUUCUGUCUGAGCAUAAUCAUCAUCGAUCUCCAAUCUAUCUCUCACAUUCCUCAGAAGCUCGGAAUCCGAAGCAAAACUCAAUCUUUUUUGAUGGCAAAUAGUGAGGAGUCCUGUUCCACUCAACUCAUUGAUGGAGAUGGUGUGUUCAAUGCUACUGGAAUUGAUAAAUUAAUCAAGAAGAUAAAAUUAGCUGAAUGUGGACUUUCAUAUGCUAUUGUCUCGAUCAUGGGCCCCCAAAGUAGUGGGAAGAGUACUCUACUAAAUCACUUGUUUGGUACCAACUUCAGGGAGAUGGAUGCUUUUAAAGGAAGGUCCCAAACAACUAAAGGUAUUUGGUUGGCAAGAUGUGCUGGUAUUGAGCCUUGUACUCUUGUAAUGGAUUUGGAGGGUACAGAUGGAAGAGAACGUGGAGAGGAUGACACUGCAUUUGAGAAGCAGAGUGCCCUUUUUGCUCUCGCUGUUUCAGAUAUAGUGCUAAUAAACAUGUGGUGUCAUGACAUUGGCCGUGAGCAAGCUGCAAAUAAGCCUCUUCUAAAGACUGUGUUCCAGGUCAUGAUGCGACUGUUUAGUCCACGCAAAACGACUUUGAUGUUUGUCAUACGUGAUAAAACAAGGACUCCACUAGAAAAUUUAGAACCUGUUCUAAGAGAAGAUAUUCAGAAGAUUUGGGACUCUGUUCCUAAGCCCCAUGCACACAAGGAAACUCCAUUAAGCGAAUUUUUUAAUGUUGAAGUUGUUGCUCUCUCUAGUUAUGAAGAAAAAGAAGAGCAAUUUAAAGAGCAGGUUGCUAGCUUGAGGCAACGAUUCUUUCAUUCUAUUACCCCUGGGGGGCUUGCGGGAGAUCGACGGGGAGUAGUUCCUGCUUCGGGUUUUUCCUUUAGUGCACAGCAAAUUUGGAAAGUUAUUAAGGAGAAUAAGGACCUUGACCUUCCCGCUCACAAGGUCAUGGUGGCUACUGUACGCUGUGAAGAAAUCGCCAAUGAAAAGUAUGCCUCUUUUGCUUCAAAUGAGGAUUGGUGUCAUUUGGAAGAGACUGUGCAGUCCGGUCCUGUUUCUGGAUUUGGGAAAAAGCUCAGUUCAAUUCUUGAUUCGUUUUUAUCAGAGUAUGAUGCAGAAGCUACCUAUUUUGACGAAGGUGUCCGAUCUGCAAAGCGGAGGCAGUUUGAGGAGAAAUUGUUGCAGCGUAUCCAACCGGCAUUCCAAUCCCUGCUGGGACACAUUCGUUCUGAAACUUUAGAAAAAUUCAAGCAAGUAUUUGAUAAAGCUCUGAAUGGAGGGGAAGCAUUUUCUUUGGCCUCUUGUAACUGCGCACAGUUUUGUAUGGCUCUAUUUGAUGAAGGAUGUGCAGAUGCUGUUAUUGAACAAGCAAACUGGGACACAUCUAAAGUGAGGGAUAAACUUCGACGUGAUAUAGAUGCACAUAUUGAUUCUGUCCGCGCUGCCAAGCUUUCUGAACUUACUUCUUUGUAUGAGGCAAAGCUUAAAGAGGCAUUAUCAGGACCUGUGGAAGCUCUAUUAGAUGGAGCUAGUAAUGAGACCUGGCCGGCUAUAAGGAAACUUCUUAGGCGUGAGACUGAAGCUGCUGUUUCUGGGCUUUCUGAUGCGCUUUCUGGUUUUGACUUGGACGAACAAACAAAGGAUAAAAUGCUUGCAAGUACUAAGGACUAUGCGAGAGGAGUGGUUGAAGCAAAAGCAAGAGAAGAAGCAGGAAGGGUCCUGAUCCGCAUGAAGGACAGGUUUACAGCAUUGUUUAGUCAUGAUUCCGAUUCAAUGCCGCGGGUUUGGACUGGGAAGGAUGACAUUCGAGCAAUCACCAAAACUGCUCGCUCUGCAUCCUUAAAGCUUAUGGCUGUUAUGGCCGUGACCCGUUUGGAUGAUGAUCAUAGUGAUAAUAUUGAGGGUACACUAUCUGUUGCUUUGGUGGAAUCCACAAAUGGUGCUGUUAAAGAUAGGAGCGUUACAUCAUUUGAUCCACUGGCCUCAAGCACUUGGGAAGAGGUUUCACCGAAGAAAACAUUGAUUACACCUGUCCAGUGCAAAUCUUUGUGGAGACAAUUCAAGUCAGAGACGGAAUAUACUGUCUCUCAGGCCAUCGCUGCACAGGAAGCCAACAAGCGUAAUAACAACUGGUUGCCACCACCAUGGGCCAUUGCUGCCAUGGUAAUCUUGGGAUUCAAUGAAUUUAUGACACUUCUAAGAAAUCCUUUGUAUUUGUGUGUCAUCUUUGUUGGUUUUUUACUAUUCAAAGCCUUGUGGGUGCAGCUGGACAUUUCGGGUGAAUUUCGCAAUGGUGCUCUUCCUGGGCUUAUUUCCUUGUCCACCAAGUUCCUUCCCACUGUCAUGAAUCUUCUUAAAAGAUUAGCAGAGGAGGGGCAAAACCCUAUGACUAAUGAUCCCAAUAGAAACCCUGCAACUAACGAUCAACAAAGAAACCCUGCACUGGAAUCAAGAAGCUUUAGGAAUGGAGUAAGUGCCAGCAGUAGUGUGUCAUCUAGUGCUUCAUCUGAAGUAAUUUCGUCUGAAUAUUCCAGUCCUGCAAAAGAAGACUAAAGGAACUAAUCCAUCCGAUUAAAUAGAAAUUCUUCAUUUUAAAGCGCUGGUGUCUUGCUUGCUCUUUGGCCGGAUGUUGCACGUUUAUGGCCCAUGAAGCUUAACUCUUGUGAGCAUGCGAGAGGAAUAGGUUUUUAAGGCAUUGAUUUUUGUUCGAGUGCCACAUACGGGGGCUGUUGCUCAGGAGGCCCCAUCAAUAGUUUCCAUAUUUAAAUAGGUGUUUCCAUUUUGUUUAUUGGAUGAUGUGGUUCAUUAUGCUUGUUCUUAUUCAAUUUUGUCUUGUGAGUUGUAACGCUGUGUGAUUGUAAUAUACUUAGAUUUGUUAAUGAGCAUUCUUAUUUGAUAUUUUACUGGUUUGAAAACCAGUUGGAGACUAAUUUAUGUAAGGUUGAUAAAUCAUAAGUGUUUAUUGAUCGGCACUUAUUUCUUUC
Molecule: messenger RNA, 3130 nt
Organism: Quercus robur (English oak)
Lineage: Eukaryota; Viridiplantae; Streptophyta; Magnoliopsida; Fagales; Fagaceae
Product: protein ROOT HAIR DEFECTIVE 3-like
Exons: 23
Coding region: 240-2699 (819 amino acids)
Biological process (GO): endoplasmic reticulum membrane fusion
Cellular component (GO): endoplasmic reticulum
Molecular function (GO): GTPase activity; GTP binding
Source: RefSeq, a predicted model, not a curated record